Molecule: messenger RNA, 2019 nt
Organism: Fusarium proliferatum ET1
Lineage: Eukaryota; Fungi; Ascomycota; Sordariomycetes; Hypocreales; Nectriaceae
Exons: 5
Coding region: 1-2019 (672 amino acids)
Biological process (GO): mRNA processing; nuclear-transcribed mRNA poly(A) tail shortening
Cellular component (GO): P-body; PAN complex
Molecular function (GO): poly(A) binding
Source: RefSeq, a predicted model, not a curated record
AUGAAAGCCUCGCGCUGUCGGUCCAAUGGUGGGUUUGUUAAUGAGACGGGAGGCUUCAAUGCUGCUGCAGGAAGGACUGUAUGUCGCAUGACCCCUCCGCUCAUCGGCCGAUACUCCCUCAUCACCAAUGACUUGCCAACUUUACUUCAACUCUUCCAAAACACAACACUCCCAUGUAUCAGCAGCCCUGUUGACUCUUGCGAGCUGCUACUCCACAUUCAGCAACUCACACUGCGAUUCCGGACCUCCAACAUGGCUAAUGAUGAUGAACCCAGAUCCAAGAAAGCACUCAAUGUUGAAUCGCCAUCUUUCACACCCGCUAGCGUUGGGAGUAAAAAGGCCACCUUCUCUUCACAAGCUGCCAGCGCUCCAGCUUUUACACCACGUGGCUUGGGCUCCGCUACCCCGGUUGGGCCCCAGGACGGCGACAGCAGCGUCUUCAAUCCUGCAACUGUUCGCGAAUUUACCCCUAACUUUGACGUGAACAGCACGACUACUUCCGCAAAUGGCUCCGGUCAAGAUGGCGGGAUCUCUUAUGACCCCUUCACUGUGCCUACUAUGAAUCAAGGCAUUACUACUCCUCAGUACAACCCCUAUGCUGAAGAUCCAGGAGCUCUCGGUGGCCAUGGGCCAGGGUACUUCCCAGCACAAAAUGCAUUUGCUGCUCCCGUUCAGCCUCUGCAACAUCACUUAUACUUCCCCGCUGGGCAACGUCGAGAUGAUUUGAUGCCAUAUCAUCGUGUUCCUCACGACUUUUUCAUCGCUGAGAAAGAUCGAGUUGAGAUUGUCAAUAAACUUGAAGCGACUGGCCAAGUUCUCCCCAACUCUCAGUUACCGCAACUCGACAAUUACCACAACUUGGUACCCUUGGAUACAACCCAUCGGAAAAAUGCUAACAUCUUCGGCUAUCCGAGCUGGGUAUAUAAAGCUACACAAACCAAGUCGGGUCACACUUAUUGUCUCAGGCGAUUAGAAGGCUACAGACUCACCAACGAGAAUGCCAUCAGGCUUGUCAAAGAGUGGCGGCGCAUUAACAAUGGCAGCGUGGUUUCUAUCAUUGAUGCGUUUACCACCCGCGCUUUCGGGGACAGCUCACUCAUCUUUGUACAAAACUAUUUCCCCCUUUCCAAAACACUAGUUGAGGCUCACUUGACCCCAAGCAGUACCCAUGGUACACGUUUCCAAGCUAAAACGCCCAUUGCUGAGAACGUCCUGUGGGGUUACAUCUCACAGAUCGCCAAUGCGCUCCAGGCCAUCCAUUCGGUCAAUUUGGCAGCACGAUGCAUCGACCCUAGCAAGAUUAUACUUACAGACAAAGGCCGCAUCCGUCUCAGCGCAUGCUCUAUCUUGGACGUCGUUCAAUAUGAUGCUCAUCGAUCCAUUCAAGAGCUUCAGCAAGAAGACUUCAUUCAAUUCGGCCGGCUAUUGCUCUGUCUGACGACGAACACUCUGCCAGUCCACCUCACUAAUUUUAACAUAUCUUUGGAACAAUUGUCGAGGGUAUAUUCAGUCGAACUGCGGGAUACUGUGCUGUGGCUCCUCACCCCUCAGCAACCUCCCGCUCAGAAGGGCAUCGACGAGUUUGUACGCGGAAUCGCUGGUCGUAUCACAUCCACGUUUGACCAAAUUCUUCAAGCCAAUGACAAGGCCCGCGCCGACGUCAUGCGGGAGGUGGAGAACGGUAGGGCAGCCAGACUGAUGAUGAAACUCGCAACCAUCAACGAGCGAUAUGACUUCAACGGAGAUCAGAAUUGGUCCGAAAAUGGUGAGCGGUAUAUGCUCAAACUCUUCAGAGAUUAUGUUUUUCAUCAAGUGGAUGCCAACGGUAAUCCAGUUCUGGAUAUGGGACACAUGCUUCGUUGCAUGAGCAAACUAGAUAUUGGGACGGAGGAGAGGGUUUGUCUCACCAGUCGAGACGAACAGACCAGCUUCAUCGUCAGCUACAAGGAGCUUAAAAAGAUGCUGGCGAAUUCCUUUGGAGAACUUGUCAAGGCGAGCAAAUCAGGUCGAAGCUUCUAG